AUGGUAAGCAGAGAAGAAUUGGGAGAGAGAGCUCAGGACAACACCAAAGCCUAUGUCUGGCAGAGUGUUCUCACAAGGGGAACAGAAGUUCUCAGAUGCCAGUGGGCUGUCAGAAGCCUGAGGACUGAACAAAGAGGCCACAAGAGAAGCGGUUUUGAGGCUGGAGACAAAGAAACAAAUAGGCAAGAGACUUCAGAGCAUGGCAUUGGCAUUCCCUCUAUUUCUAUUAUGCUUAUGCUUCAUGAACUUAUCACAUUACUGCACCAUGCCUGGUGCUGUAAUGUUACUAUUACCAGAAUUGGUACAUCAGGGAGAAUAGGUACUGCCCUGGGGUCUGUUGUAAUAGCAGAUGCGGCCACAGACUCCUUCCUUGAUCCCUGGUUCGAAUAGGUAAUCUUGGACAACAUCACCACCUGAAGUGCUAAACUUGACGAACUGGCCCAAGAGCUCCUCAGCUACAGCAAGGGAAUCCUCUUCCCAGUCCUCAUCAGACAUGUGAUGUGUACCUAGGAUUUUUAUGAAGGUGACAAGAAGCCAGGUCAGCUAGACGGAGCAUUGGGGCCCUUUUCCAGAGAAGAAAAGCUACAUUUCUUGAAGAGAGCAUAUAAAGCCAGAGGGCAAAAUACUGAAAUGGAAUCGGCAGUGUUUGUGGCUGCAUGUAGAUUUUGUGGUCUGAAAGAACAAGUAAUCUCUACAGGAACACUCUGUAACCCAACCAUCUUUUACCAAUGA
Messenger RNA from Mirounga angustirostris (Northern elephant seal), 732 nucleotides. It is a transcript of the gene UPP2, whose product is annotated as uridine phosphorylase 2. Gene Ontology annotation, cellular component: cytosol. NCBI's taxonomy places the organism in Eukaryota, Metazoa, Chordata, Mammalia, Carnivora, Phocidae. Gene Ontology annotation, molecular function: uridine phosphorylase activity. Gene Ontology annotation, biological process: uridine catabolic process. The record is from RefSeq and is a predicted model, not a curated record.